Messenger RNA from Juglans regia (Persian walnut), 509 nucleotides. RefSeq lists its product as uncharacterized. The record is from RefSeq and is a predicted model, not a curated record. The transcript has 3 exons. Lineage: Eukaryota; Viridiplantae; Streptophyta; Magnoliopsida; Fagales; Juglandaceae. Gene Ontology annotation, molecular function: metal ion binding. The coding region runs from base 89 to 403 and encodes 104 amino acids.
CCUAGCUAGCUGUUUUAGCUCGAAAGAGAGAAGAAGACCAAAGCUCAUCAUCACCAGCAGAGCUCUCCCGCAGUGCUACAAAUUUACAAUGCCAAUGCUGAGAGAGAGGUCUCUCCUAUACGCCGAGAAUCUGACACCCCCAUCGGUUAUAGUGAUGACUGCAAACAUGGGAUGUGAUCGUUGUCGGCAGAGAGUCUCCCAAGUUGCUUCAAAGAUGACUGGAUUGGAAGAAUGUACUGUGGAUGUGCAAAAUCGACGAGUAACCAUGAAAGCAGAGUUCGGAUUUCAGUGGAAAGCAAAACCAGGUGCUCCUAAGAGCAAGAUGAACAAAGAACUUCGUCCAUUAACCUACUUACUCAAACCUUUCAGAGGAACUUGUUUUGGCAACCACUUGGCCAAUUGAUCGUGAAAGUGUCAAGUGUGUCAAAUCAAUCCCUCAAUAUUGAUAAAUUCUGUUCCAAAUUCUGAUGAACAUUGUGCAUAACAUCAUCGGUUUUGUUUACCUUAAU